Messenger RNA from Prorocentrum cordatum, 639 nucleotides. The record is from the annotation of a GenBank genome assembly. Lineage: Eukaryota; Dinophyceae; Prorocentrales; Prorocentraceae.
AUGGAGCUGGUGAAGGCGGCUCCGCCCAGCGUGCUGGUGCCCCUGCACGCCGCGUCGAUCGUGGUGGCUCUGCCCGGGCACCUCGCCUUCGAGUUGGGAGAGGGGUACCUCUUCGGGUUCUCGAAGGGCUUCGCGCUCGCGAUGACGGGCAAGUCCAUUGGUUCGCUGGCGGCCUUCACUAUUGGGCGCUCCUGCCUGGGCCCUCUGAACUUGCGGGAUCGGAUGCACCAGCAGCUUGAGUCCUGGCCGUCCGCGCGCCGCAUCGCGAAGAGGGUGGAGAGCAACGGUGGCCUCACGGUGUUCCUCAUCCGCAUCGCUCCGGUGCCGUGCGUGGUGAAGAACUACGCGGUGGCCGUGCUGACGGACGUGUCGUACCCCGUGUACUUCGCCGGGACGCUGGCGGGCUUGCUCCCCACCACUGCCGCCCACGUGGCGGCCGGCGCCCUGACGCCCUCCAUGGCCGACCUGGCGAGUGGCCACGGCAUUGCCACCCGCGCCGUGGCUCUGGCCAGCACGGUGGUGGGCCUGGGCAUGAUCAGCGUGGUGGCCAGCUUGUGCCUGCGCGAGGACGUUGCCGACGAGGACGGCGAGGCCUGCGAGGAGGAGCCCGGGACGGUGAAGGUAAAGGCCGCCGACUGA